Messenger RNA from Cannabis sativa, 951 nucleotides. RefSeq lists its product as uncharacterized. The coding region runs from base 1 to 951 and encodes 316 amino acids. NCBI's taxonomy places the organism in Eukaryota, Viridiplantae, Streptophyta, Magnoliopsida, Rosales, Cannabaceae. The transcript has 2 exons. Gene Ontology annotation, biological process: proteolysis. Gene Ontology annotation, molecular function: nucleic acid binding; zinc ion binding; aspartic-type endopeptidase activity. The record is from RefSeq and is a predicted model, not a curated record.
AUGGAAGAUUUUGUGAAACUACCCCAGGGGAAGAUGUCUGUGGCCGAGUACACUCUGGAGUUUGAUCGGCUGUCCAAGUUUGCUAGAGAUCUGGUGCCCACAGAUUUCACCAGGAAACAGAAAUAUGUAAUAAAGGAGCAGACUGCAAAGGAUGUUGUCACGGCAUCGAACCCUGCUGCUAGUGGUAAUAUAAGUAAAGGGAGUGACAGUGGUAACACUGAUCACAAACGAAAGGUUGAUGCUUCCAGAACAUCAGGGGGUAACAGGAAGUUUCGGGGAAACAGAGGUGGCUGCCAGGGCCGCGGAUCUUCAUUCCGAUCUUAUCUUGAGUGUCCAAAAUGCAAGAAACACCAUCAGGGUGAAUGUCGGGCCAAGACUUGUUUCCAGUGUGGCAUGGUGGGCCACUUCAUCAGAGAUUGUCCUCAGACUAAGAAAGAGGAGCCUAAGAAGAAUGUUACUCAGAACCCGAGACAACGUUUUACCAUGACUCAGGCUGACGCUGAUGCUAGUCCGUCAAUGGUGACAGGUCAGUUGUCUAUAAAUGGUUGUUCUUAUACUGUAUUGUUUGAUUCGGGAGCUACCCACUCUUAUGUGUCAAGUAGAGUAAUUGAAAAUUUUGAUAAACCAUGUGAUAUUUAUGCUUCGGGGUUUGGUACACAUUUACCUUCGGGAGACCUUAUAGUAUCCACUAGGUGGAUUCGGUCCUUGUCCUUCUGGAUUGAAGGUUGUGAAUUAACUGCCAAUCUAAUAGAAUUGCAACUGACUUAUUUUGAUAUAAUCCUGGGAAUGGAUUUUCUGUCUAAGUAUGGGGCAACGAUUGACUGCAAGCGGAAGAUGGUGGUGUUUGAGCCUGAUAGUGCCAACCCAUCAGUGUUUGUGGGUAAAGUUCAGGGGGCACGCAUACCAAGAAUAACACUUUUGAAAGCUAAGGACCUAAUGAGCAGAGGUUAA